CUUGACCUUGUUGUUAAAAUUUAAAGCGCCUGAUUUGAGUCGGGUUCAUGAUAGAUAGAAGUGUUCUAAUCUUGGUGUUGUGUGGCGUACUUCUGGGUUUGUGCACAGCUCAAGACACUAACUAUACGUAUUUCAAUGUGUCUGGCUGUUUGGCAUUUUUCGCUCGUUCAAUUUCGCUCAAGUUCCAAGUUGGUACAAAAGUAAGUGUUGUACCAAUACCAGCAAGUUCAAUAAAACUCUCGACACAAAGUAAAUGCUCAGACACGGAAUCACUACUUGUUUUCACGGCUAGUACAGGUGAAAUCACAUCUCUGAGUAUGAGUGUGCAGUUUACAAAAUCAGGUCGUUAUUGGGGUGUAUCUGGAUCCAACAUAAAUAUCACAUGCACAUCAGAAUCAGAUUCAUGUAUUAAUUUAUCCGAUAGUCCUGUAGCUAUGGGAUGGGCUGAAGCUCCAAUUGGUCUUGGUUACAAAUGCACUAAACCUCCUGUUGCAUCUGUUAUGGCUAAGUUAAACACUGGCAAGUCGGUAUCCAUUCAGUUCAGCAGUGUUCAGAUCGAACCAUUUAGUGCUAAGAAUGGUGUAUUCGGUGAUGUGACCGAUUGUGUUGGAUACUUCAGUAUUGGUGUUUGGUCUUCGUUAAUUGUUUCUAUCCUUUUGGUGUCUAUUUUAACCUAUGGUCUUGUUAUGCUGGCCUCGGUUCAACCUACUGAAAUAUACGAUGAUCCUAAGAAGAAAAUGAUCCAGUUGGGUGCCGAUAAAUAAGUAAAACAAUAA
Molecule: messenger RNA, 776 nt
Organism: Trichobilharzia szidati
Lineage: Eukaryota; Metazoa; Platyhelminthes; Trematoda; Strigeidida; Schistosomatidae
Source: the annotation of a GenBank genome assembly